UGUAAGUACCGGAAGCCCGCCAUUGAUGGUAGAAAGAAAACUAGCAACGUGAGCUUCUCGUCAUUGUCGUUGAAGAAAGAAGUUUUGAUCAAAAGGAAAAUAGGUUACGUUUAUAAUCCAACUUUAAACCAUCAUAAAGAAUGGCGUAUAGAGGACAAGGACCGAAGGUCCAGAAGGUUAUGGUGCAGCCAAUUAAUCUUAUUUUCAGGUAUCUCCAGAACCGCUCCAGAAUCCAGGUGUGGCUGUACGAGCAGGUGAACUUGCGGAUAGAGGGCUGUAUCAUUGGAUUUGAUGAAUACAUGAACCUGGUUCUGGAUGAUGCUGAAGAGGUCCACAUGAAGACCAAGAACAGGAAACCUCUGGGGCGGAUCAUGCUGAAAGGAGACAAUAUCACCUUGCUACAAAGUGUUGCUACUUAACCUUCCCAUGAAGACCUUUAACCUCCUGUGUUUUUUUUUUUUUUGGUUUUUUUUUUUUUUUUUGAUAAUUAGCGGUAGUCUGAAUUUGUGAUGAAUCUACUGAGCAUUUAGCUUUUCAUGUUUGUCCAUUCGGAAGUACAUUAUAACAUACCGAAGUGGUAUUGAUUCUUUGUAUAAGGAUUUUUCUCCUGUCUCUUUGUAACAGUUUUCCUCGAACAAUAAAACUGCUUUUGUUUUAUUAA
Anguilla rostrata (American eel) is the source of this 661-nucleotide messenger RNA. RefSeq names its product small nuclear ribonucleoprotein polypeptide E (gene snrpe). Lineage: Eukaryota; Metazoa; Chordata; Actinopteri; Anguilliformes; Anguillidae. The record is from RefSeq and is a predicted model, not a curated record. Gene Ontology annotation, cellular component: U5 snRNP; pICln-Sm protein complex; U2 snRNP. Gene Ontology annotation, biological process: mRNA splicing, via spliceosome; spliceosomal snRNP assembly. The transcript is spliced from 5 exons. Bases 141 to 419 code for a protein of 92 amino acids. Gene Ontology annotation, molecular function: RNA binding.